CGACAGUGCCGGCGCGCAGCUCUCCAUCCAGCAUGCAGGUGAUAACGUGCGCACUGUUUACGCUCGUCAGCCUGCCUACCAGCAGCUCCGCGUCGGAGGCUGCUGACUCCUGCCCGGCUGUCUGCGAGUGCUCAGAGUGGAAGACUCAGAGCACCAUCUCCUGCUUUGACAUUGAUAUUCUCCCCAGGUUUCCAGCGAGCACGGAGGCGCUAUGGCUCUUUGAGACGCGCCUGUCAUCCGUGCCAGCAGAUGCCUUUUCCAGCAUGGUCAACAUCUCAAGGAUAUAUAUUUCGGUGGACGUGACGCUGCAGAGGCUGGAGAGGCACUCGUUCUACGGCCUGAGGAAAAUCACCCACAUAGAGAUACGUAAUGCAAAAAGUCUGACCUACAUCGACCCAGAAGCCUUUAAAAACCUCCCAAACCUCAAAUACCUGGGGAUUUUCAACACUGGACUUACUUUCUUCCCCGACUUGAGCAACAUCCACUCCAACGACAUGAACUUCAUACUGGAAAUUGUUGAUCAUCCCUACAUCACCGAGAUCCCGGCCAACACGUUCCGUGGCAUUACCAGCGAAGUGCUGACAGUGAUGCUGUACGGAAAUGGCUUCAGAGAAAUCCAACAUCACGCCUUCAAUGGGACCAAGCUCGAUCAAGUCGACCUUCACAGGAAUAAGUAUCUUACCACGAUGGAUGAAAGGGCUUUCGCAGGCGCCGUCAGCGGCCCCACGCUGCUGGACGUGUCCCUAACAGGGAUCACCUCCCUCCCAUCCACAGGUAUGGAUACUCUUCGGGAGCUGAAGGCGCGAAACGCCUGGUCCCUCAAGAAGCUGCCGCCCAUCAAGACCUUCAAGCACCUCACCACCGCCAACCUCACCUACCCCAGCCACUGCUGCGGCUUCAAAAACCUCAAAAAGAAACGAGGCUUUUGGGAGUACAUCAUCUGUAAUCUGACUGCUUUCUACGACCAGCAUCAGAAACGCUCCGUGGGGCCCCUCCGCAUGCCGUCCCUCCAGGGAGACAGCGUGGCGGAGACGGUCCCAGAUCAGGAGCCGAACGAUGGCGGCCAUAGACAGUCCCAGCAAGGCUGGAGGAAAGGUGACUUCCAUGGCAGCCUCCACUACCACGCCUACUUUGGGGGCCAGCCAGAUGAGGAUGUGGGUUUUGGAGAGACCCUCAAGAACCCCCAGGAGGACACCAGCCAAGACUUUGACAGUCGUUACGAUUAUGUGGUGUGUGAGGAGGGAGAGGAGGUGGCGUGUGCACCAGUGCCUGAUGAGUUCAAUCCCUGUGAGGACAUAAUGGGUUUUGGCUUCCUGCGAGUGUCUGUGUGGUUUGUCAGUCUGCUGGCAGUUCUGGGAAAUGUGGUGGUGCUCCUGGUGCUGCUCACCAGCCACUACAAGCUCUCGGUCUCCCGCUUCCUCAUGUGUCAUCUGGCCUUCGCAGACCUGUGCAUGGGGAUUUAUCUGCUGCUCAUCGCCUCUGUAGACCUCCACACUCGAGCCGAGUACUUCAACCACGCCAUAGACUGGCAGACGGGCCCGGGCUGUGGACUUGCAGGGUUCUUCACGGUCUUCGCGAGUGAGCUGUCGGUCUACACCUUGACCGUGAUCACCCUGGAGAGGUGGUACGCCAUCACCUUUGCGAUGCGGCUAGAUCGUAAGCUGCAUCUGCACCACGCGGCAGUCGUGAUGCUGGGCGGCUGGAUCUUUUGCCUCGUCCUGGCUCUGCUUCCGCUCUUUGGGGUGAGCAGUUACCAGAAGGUCAGCAUCUGUCUCCCAAUGGACACCCAGUCCACAGUGGCUCAGGUCUACAUCCUGUCUGUUCUAGUCCUCAACAUCUUGGCCUUUCUUGUUAUCUGCGCUUGCUACUUCAAGAUCUACUGCGCAGUGCACAACCCUCACUACCGUUCUGGAUCCAAGGAUACCAACAUCGCCAAGCGCAUGGCUGUCCUCAUCUUUACCGACUUCCUGUGUAUGGCGCCCAUCUCUUUCUACGCCAUGUCAGCCGUUCUGGACCGGCCGCUCAUCACCGUCUCGAACGCCAAGAUUUUAUUGGUGCUCUUUUACCCGCUCAAUUCCUGCGCCAACCCGUUCCUCUACGCCAUCUUCACCAAGGCCUUCAUGGGGGACAUAUUCAUCCUCCUCAGCAAGGUGGGCCUUUGUCAGCAGCGAGCACAACUGUUCAGAGGCCAGACGGUCUCGUCGAAGGGCAGCAGCGGGACAUCUCAGGUCCGUAGAGACAAGGAGAAGAUCAGGAAAGGUGGAAGCGGAGGCCAGGAAGAGGUGCCCAUCCACCUGACGAAGUGCUCGGGACAUACCUACCACCAAGCUGCCUGCCAGCAGACAAACCCUGAAGAGAGCCAGAGCCUGAACACGUGAGCCAAACACCAGCAGAGGUAGCAGAGCGAGACCAGGUUCAGGUGGGAGAGGAGAGGCCUUGAAGUGUUUGUGGACAGAUCUGUUUGGAUAUUUAACAGAAAGCUCCAGUAUUCUGUAUCUGCUUCAGUUUUCAGGGCCAAGUUCAGCUGUUUUCACAAUUUGGGCUGUGAUGAUUUUAUGGUUCCAGUUGUUGGAGAAUAUCAAGUGUCACUGAAACAUGAGCCAGACUUCAUCUCACUUAUAGUCCUUUGUUUUUUGGGAGGAACUCGCUAGAAUAGAGCAGAGAUCAUCGA
This is a messenger RNA of Acanthopagrus latus (yellowfin seabream), 2671 nucleotides long. It is a transcript of the gene tshr, whose product is annotated as thyroid stimulating hormone receptor. Gene Ontology annotation, molecular function: thyroid-stimulating hormone receptor activity; protein binding. Bases 33 to 2378 code for a protein of 781 amino acids. Lineage: Eukaryota; Metazoa; Chordata; Actinopteri; Spariformes; Sparidae. Gene Ontology annotation, cellular component: membrane. The transcript is spliced from 10 exons. The record is from RefSeq and is a predicted model, not a curated record. Gene Ontology annotation, biological process: G protein-coupled receptor signaling pathway.